AGCGUCAUUGACAUCGAAGAGCCCCACUUCCAGGGGAAGAAAAAGGAGCAGCCAGGAGAAGUGUUCUUUCAGGCUUCCUUGCUUACACCUUUAGGUUAGGUCUCUCCAUUCAUUCACUUUUUUUUUUCUUUUUCUGGUGUCUUCUUCUCCCCAUUUCAUUGGAAAGCUCAAUGAAAUCAAUAAAGGGUUGAUACUCACUCAUUGGACACUACUCCAAAGUAUAUGCUUAACUCACUAAUGCCCCUAUUGAAUCAUCAAAAGCUAAAUUGUAGAUGGAGACCCUGCCUUCCAUGCAAGUAAAAGAACCACACUGCAAAAAUAUUUCCCCCUAAAAUUUCCCUUUCAAGAGCUUGUGCAGCAGUGGAGCAUAUUCUGAUAAGAAAAAGAAACUAUGGGCUGGAUAUGUUUACAUGAGGACGGUUAGUAUGUGCUGACGUUGUUAGAUUAUUGUCGACGUUUAUGAACAAUACCACUGUACCAAUUUAACGACCGAGGUUGCACGAACGAUCCAAUCGUACCCAGUACGCGCUGAUCAUACCCGUGUCAGCAUUAUAGUGCACAAGGAUUAUUGAUCAUUUCCAGGAGAUGAGACAAAAAUUUCCUGGUAAGGAAAAAUGAAAUGCUGCAAAGUGACAAUCUACUCAGACAAGCAGGAAAAAAAAAACCCCUACUGAAGACAGCAUAUUCCCUCCUCUUUGUUCUUUACUUAUGCUCCAACCCAUUAUAUUACUACAUAUAUUCUUAUUACAGCUAAGCACAACCAGAGCCCACACCCACUUAAAAACAGCAAAAGUAAAGUAAAGGAAGAAGAACCCUAAACCAGAAACUAAUGAACAGCCAAAACCAUACAUGAAUCUCUAAAGGAACAUUGAUCGUCAAGUAACGAACAACAUUCUUGAGUGUCACACAAGUAAACCUUGAUCUUUCAAAUUGUUCACCAAAAAACAAAUCAAAAGCUAACAUUCGAGACCCUUUUCCCAGUUCUAUAAAGACCGAUCUUCCUCCAGAGAUGAACUCAAACUAAAACCAAAUCAUCCAUUCCAUUUCCACUUCUAACUUCAGCGAUGGCGAACCCGUUUCGAAGCCGUCCGGCAAAUACGACGACGCAGCAGCAGCAUGCGGCUGCCAGGCCCAAGAGCAGCCUCCUCCGCAUCUUGAUCUUCGCAAUCUUGGGCCUGAUCGUCAUAGUGGGCCUGGCCGUCCUCAUCGCCUGGCUCAUCGUCAAGCCCAAGCGGCUGAUCUACACGGUCGAGGGCGCCUCCAUCCGCAACUUCAACAUAAACAGCGACCACGUCAACUCGUCCUUCAGCUUCGCCAUCCGUGCCUACAACCCGAACAAGAGAAUGUCGGUCUACUACGACGCCGUCGAGGUCUCCACGGCGUUUGACGGCCAGACCGUGGCCUUCAACACGCUGUCGCCGUUCCACCAGCCCAAGAGGAACGUGACGGUGCUGGAGGCCCAGCUCGAGUCGCGAGAUGUGGCCCUGUCCAAGUCCCUUUCGAAGGACGUCCGGGCCCAACGGGCCGACGGGCAGGUGAAGGUCAAUUUGCGGAUCAGGGCCAGGAUCCGGUUCAAGGUCGGGGCCAUCAAGCUGAGGCACCAGACCGUGAAGGCCCUCUGCCCCGCCGUGCCCAUAAGUUUCCAUUCCGGCAAGAGUUUCCAGAUAACUGAAUGUGAUUUGGAUUAUUGACUUAAACCUGAUUUUCAAUAAUUGAUUUAUUGAUUUUUUUUUAAAUACUUGCUCUUUUGUCUUUUGGGUGUUUUUUUUUUUGGCCUUUUGAGUGAAGAUUUCAAGGAUUUUUUUUAUGUACGAAGUUGUGUGAAAGAACGGCUACUGUGAUUUUGUGAACUGUCAUUCAUUGUAUUUGAGGGGGAUCUUGGAAUUAUUUGUAACUUGAUUACUAUUUCUCAGUAUGCAGAUUUGUGGAAAGUUUUUAACUUUUUGUUUGUUGUUCAUAAUAGUUCAUGAUCGUGCAUUCGGUUUACUCUAUCUUAGGACAAUCAUAGUUAGUAAAUACUCCGUUAAUACACAUAUGUAUUUUAUUCGUUUAAAACUUAUGUAUCCGUAUUAAUGUCAAGCCAUUCCAUUUUUUCUCGUUCGUUUGAUGGUUCCCGUACUAAACACGUAAUAAACCUGUAUAACACGUUUAUUAUCCGUAUUUUACAAAUUAAAUUGUUAACUUUACUAUUAUUUAUAUAUUUAUUUAUUUUAAAAUGAUUAAUUUCAUAUAUUUAUGACUAUUAACGUACUAUUAAAAGUAACUUUAGCUUAGAGACGAAGUAUAAUACCCGUACAUAUUUAUUACGUAACUUUCCCGUACCGUAUUUUACUAACUAUGCGUGCAAUAUUGUACUGAUGAAUCAUUCGGUUUCAAUAAUAUUGUGGUACAAAGCCACACCACUGCCUAACAUCAGAAUAGACGUCAUGCAACAUGACCGAUGCAUCACCAACAUGUUGGCAUGAACCAGCUGGUUCCAAUAACUCGACUUAUUAGGAGAGAACCCCAUGUAUGGAUCUUAAACACUUCCUUACAUGCCUCUCAAAAGAAAGAAAAGUCAUGGAUUUGGAGUUUCCAUAGGCCCACUAUAUCAUGUGGUUUAAGACAGCGAUUAAUAUAUUGAGGGUGAUGAGGAUUUGAACACGUGACCUUAAGAACAAACCAGUUCUGAUAUCAUGAAUCAUAUACCACUUAUUAACACGUGAAAGAGUAUUGACUCCCCCUUUUGAUCAUUGCUAGUGAAGAAUGGGAAGUCUAACUUCUUUAAUAUGUUGGAAAAUUUUAUUGUAAAUGUAAUGAUCAAGAGUGGGUAAAGGCAAAUUAAAAUAUUUUUAGUUUGACAUUUUUAAUAUGGGGUAUAACAACGUAUAAUGAGAGCUUUGUUUGGCACAUUAUUCAUUGAUAUUUGCUUUAUCAACUUUGUUAAGAUGGCCAUCUCUAGCUACCUAUUUAUUGAUAAUGGGAACAUUCUUUAAUUUCCACAUGAAAUAACAAACAAGACGUGCUUUAAACCCAUGUGCUUAGCCGUGACUUCAAAAGGACGAUAGAUAUAGAUGGCAUUAUCCUCCCAAGUUUUAACAAAUAGAAAAUCGAUCCCACAAUCUAUGUCUCGGGGGCUUCUAACCAAAGGGGACCCAACCUUUCCCAAAUGAUGCAAUAGAAAUCAACAUUUGGUGCCCUAAAUAACAAACAGAACAGUCGCCAAUUAUUCUCUCUAUCAAGUACUCAUUAGUCCUUCCAUUCGAGUUUGGCCAUCGAUUUGAUUCCUAGAAGGGGUGGAUUUGGUAUAGGGUUAGCAAGUGUUCUACUCUUUAGCUUCUCACUACUUUGAAAAAGUAUUGGUAGAUCAUGCACGAUCAUGUUAGUUGUAUCUAAAAGAAGUCAUGGGAAUGAAGUGUUAAGUAAGUUAUUUGAGCGACUAAAGUAUGAACUACGGUUGGCUUGUUAGUAUGUGGUAUAAAAUCGACUAUGGAAUAUUCUAUUCCAACAAUUUGAGUAACUGAAAGCACUUUGUAAUUGACAUGGUAUCAUAGUCUUCUGUUCGAAUCACGACGACCACAUCUGUUAAGCGUAUGAUAUUCAGACCUGUGCAAACUUCAAACUCAUAUGUGUUGACUUUCGUUUGAGAGAAAGUGUUAUUAUGUGGCAUAAAAUCCAUUAUUGAAC
This is a messenger RNA of Linum trigynum, 3666 nucleotides long. Lineage: Eukaryota; Viridiplantae; Streptophyta; Magnoliopsida; Malpighiales; Linaceae. The record is from the annotation of a GenBank genome assembly.